GAUCCAUUGGCCACACUAAUCUGAUCCGUUGAGCAAGAUUCGCGCGUGCUUGUGUUGUUUUCGUGUAUAAUUUGUUUAAAAAAUUGUUUUGUUGAACCGGGCGCUAUAACAAAAGUUCUUUGCGGUGCCAAACUAUUCAGCAUUGAAGCUGAAACCCACCCAUAGUGGCCAAAAUGGCCCUGCAAAAUGGCGAAAUGUAGAGUAGAUAAAUAACAAAAAAAAAAACCCACCCAAUUGCAGUGCGUGCACUUGUAUGAGUGAGUAAGCUGCCGCGAAUUGUGUGAAAAAGAAAAUAAAAUAAUUAUUGGUAAAAACCGGGAUACGUGCUGAAACUAUUAUCUGGCUGCACCCAAAAUAUGCGGACCUGGACAUACAAAUAGCAAAAAGAAGGACAACUAAGAAGUACUAGGCAAGGACUAAGGAUCAUCCUUGGAAUGUAAAGAAGUAAUGACAUCAAGACUUGGAGACCCACACGGGACCACCACCACCACCAAAUAGAGAGCAAUGGAAACCGAAACAAUGGAAAUUGAAAUCGAAAUCAAGAACGAAAAAAAUUCAGAUAAGGAAAUAGCUAUGAUAACCAACCAAGAGACUGAAAAUGCGGCCAUAAUAACAGGUGGAGACGAAGGUUCUGCCACCCGAGACAAUACAACGAAACUAGAUGGAACCUUUGCCAUACCAGUUACGCCCCCCAACAAGGCGGGCAGUCGAAGUAGUUCCCUCAAAAAGCAAAAUCGUAUAUCAAAUGGAAGCGGUAUGGAAAGAGAGGGCAAGGCACGUCGCUCCAGUGAGAACUUUCUCAAGAGUGAUCUUCUAAAGCAAUCGCACUCGAUGAUGUCCCUGCAGGCGCCCAGUGAGGAGCAUCUAGAGCGACGUAAUGUCGUUCAGGCCAAGAUCCACUUGGAGAGACCCUAUCAUAGCCUUAAGAAGAACUCACAGAGUGGAAGCAGCAACAAGAUGCAUCGGUAUUCCUGGGGCAGUGGACACAGCAGCUCCAACAGCCUUCACAGCAACGCCACUUUGGGACUGGGCUCGUCCGGCAAGGACGACCUGUGGGCGGCCAUCCAAACGAACUACAACUACAUCAUGGACACCAACUUGCUGGACACCUGCAAGGAGGCACGCUGUGAGAUUGAGGGAGCGGCUGCAGUGUUGGAAAUGUCCAGAGAGGGCUGCGUCAAGAUGACCGACGAGACGCAACCCAAGGGCUUCAGUGAGGAUCCCAAGGAGCUGCGACGCUGGCUCCGGGAAAUGGAAAAUAAAUUGGAAUCCUCGCCGACCAUUUCAGAGUUGACCUUGUUUGGUAACGCGGAUCUGCAAAGGCAUUUAGCAGUUCACUCGGUGUUGUACCAUGAAAUUGUAUCACACGCUCGCGUAGUGAGCUCUUGCAUCCGCGCCGCCGAAAAGGAGCACCAACUCCAGCUGCAGCAAUUACAGUUGCAAAAGCAACACCCAAAGCUGUCGAGUCAACAGCCCGCUUCAUUGACCAGCAAUUGUUCGAGUGAGUCAACCAGCGAGUCGGGCACCAAGUCGAGCAGCCUCAGCAGCGGCUUUGUCUCUGACGUCUCCGAGGUGAACACAUCCAUCACAGCAAUAGCAAUAAAAUCCACUCAGCCGCCCAGCCACUCGCACCACCAGCACCACCCGCCGAAAAAAGGUGACGGAAAUCUGGAGCGACUCCGCGACCGCUAUCACCUAUUGUACUUAAAGGCCUUUGAGUUGCAACUCUGCCUGGACAACUUGCUAAGGAAGCGCAGCUCUAGAUCCAAUGGUUUGGAUGACGACGACGAAAACGAACAAGAGGAUACCGAAGACGAUUCUUUUGGAUACGAGGAAGAAGCUUGUCAGGACGAAGCUACCGAAGACGACAGCAACGAUCUAAACUCUGAUCUGGAUCUUGAGAAUCCCGAUCUCAAGUCGUCCAGCCCGGUUGAGUUUAUACUUCAACGCUGCCAGAUAACCGCCACACAAAUCGACUGCCAGCCGCCCACGUCCCCAGCCCGGGCCAGCCCAUCGCAGAAGGAGCCAUUGCCGACGGAUCAGCCUCGCGAUUGUCUUGCACCACAAAAGCCCGGCGAUGAAGCCGACGAGGAGCUAGACGACGAGGAUGAUAAUUCAAAUUUGCCAGGCUCUGAUGUGGUGGAUUUUCUAAUCCGAGCCAAGGGCUCCUGGCGUCAACCCAAUCACCCAAAGACCAACUCCAUUGGUUGCCCCACUUUAAGCGGCUUCGAGGCCGAUUCGGAGAGCAGUGACUUUGAGCAGAUUGCUACUUUACCAGUGGUCACAAAGGAGAUGCCCCAGAGUACUAGCCGAAACAGUAACUAUAGCCAGUUGAUGGUGCCGCUGCCGUCCAACAUGAUGCGUAAGAAAAACAUAGCUGUGGCUGUAAUCACGCCCAAUUCGCACGGAAAUACCAGCAACGGUGUUGCAUUGCGUCACGGGCUAAAUCACGAGACAAAUAAAUCACCAGUGGGGUUGCGAAAGUCGCGAAAAAACCACACCGAUAUCUCGAAAUUCAACCGCUCCAAUCGCAAGUCAAAGAACUGUGCAAUUUUCUACUUCAAACACCGGGAUACGGACCAUGAGCAGAGUGCCAAUACAGCUGGGAGUGAUCUCCAGAGCGAGGAAGAUCGAAGCCAGGUCUGCCAGCAGAGAUCAUCGACUGGUGCUGGAGACACACUCAAAUCGGCUGAUGUCUCAACCGAUGACGACGAGGAGGGUUGGCUAUACACAGCAACAGCGACAACGAGGCGCACCGCACCAGCAGUCGACACUGAAGAUACUGGCGCUGGUGCAAGUGAAACUGCAAAAACAUCUAUUGUUGAUGAUCUGCAGCCCAUGAAUAUUUUUUCGACCACAGAAACGGGUGGAAAACUACUACUGCCGACCGGAGAAGACAACGACGACGACGACGUUGACUUCCACAAGGAGAAGAAGGUGCUGGCAACCUUUGCAGCAUCGCAGGCAUCGCAUAGCUACAGCAGCAACUACGAGAGUAGCAGCGCCUGCUCCUCCUCCAACUCAAAUUCAAACGGCAGACUCACGGAGACGUCGGCCACAUCGCGAGUCACUCAGAUGCAGGUUCACGCCGUGGCGGAUUUACAUCCAAAAAUGCAGAGGGAGUUUCAAACCCAUGGCAAUCGAAGCGAUGCAACAAACAGCCGUACUGGCACUGCCACCAACAACAACAAUUUGUACAGCAGCAACAUGCAACAAAAUACCACUGAGCGACCUGAGGAACUUGGCAGAAAAAUCCUCGAUGAGAUAACUGUUGAUAUGGCAAAUGGAAACACCAGCGAUCCUCACCAGAUAAUCAAAAAAGGUUAUAGUCCUGAGGACGCAUGCAACAUCAGCGUUUCUUCAAUUAAAGAACCAGCUGAUUGUCACCUACUGUCACGUAAUCCGGAGAAAUCGGCCACCGCCACCUCCACAAAAUCCCCGGCCAGCAGCAACAAUGCAACCAUUUCCGCAUCCAUGAUGAUUGUUUCUUCAAUUAAGGGCAAGGCCUCGCAUGAUGCAAUCAAACAAUUGGUGAUGGAAGCAGAGCAUUUGGUGCGCGACACCCAAGAGGUCCCUCUGAUGACACCAACCAAGCCGAAACAUUCCAUCGUCAAGAUCUCUUCGACGGUCAAGAAGCGAGAAGUAGCUCUGUCGCAUCCCAUCAAGCAACGCGUGGAGGAGUGGCUGGAGCAUCAACCUUCCACACCCCAACUGUUGGCAACCAGUCAUAGUCAUACUCACGAACUAGUGCCGCGCCGCAAACCAGAUGGUUGUGAAGCAUCUGGAGAGACAUCUGAAACAGACUCUGUUCCCCACACCGGAGGAGCCGCCGGAGGUGGCCUCAACGGGCCCGGAUCGGAUACAUCCGAAGGCUUUACCGAUUCCAUAGCCACCUGCAUGCAAAGAAGCACCAAUUCCUUCGGAACCUCCAUGGAGCGCAUUGGAGGCUCCGAAGAACCUAUUGAACAAACAGUCUCCAAUGUGUGUAAUGAGAGCAGUAAUCAGAGCCUGAACGGCAAGGUGGUAAAGCGCCCGCAGACGCGCCGAAAGUCUGACAGACCUUGGUCCGUGUCGUGUCUUUCACAACUGGCCACAGACACGUCUCAGCUGACUUCAUCCAGGACGGCGGAUAACUCCUCGCCCGGAUGGGCCAGUCAUUCAAUAAGCGAGAGUGCUCUCGACUCUCUAUCCCCUGGGCCACGACCUAGAGCAGCUUCCUCGUCGGGAACUGGCAGUAAUACAGCUCGAAAGGCAGAUAGCAAGGGAUCACUGAGACGCAGGAAGGCCAGAAAAAAGCGGAGUUUCGCUAUUUCGGCUGGAAGGAAAUCGGAUUCUGGAUCCGAACUGGGCGGAGAUCUUACCCAGACCCUUAUAAAGUCCUGCGAGUCCAUGUCCUCCCAGCAGCUGCAAGAGUUCACAAAUGCUUUGCUCAGCAUUCAAAAGGGAGCAUCCGUUGCUCCUCUUCACCCGAAGGCGGAGGCUACCUUGGACAGUGGCCAUGCCAAAGGGAAAUUCGGGGAAUCCCAGUUAAUGUUGCCCAAAUUCCGAGUUGGAUCCCUCACCACCGCUGGACUAAUAGCCAGUGAUACGCGAUUGGGAGCUCUGGCAGCGUUAUCGAAUUACAUGAACGAAAACGAGCAGCAAGCUGAACUGAGCACCGAGGACCAUCACAGCAGCAUCUCGGAGACCGCCUGGGACAAUUACCAAGAGAAAUAUAAUUCGGAAAACUAUUCCGAGGGCUUCGACUCUGAUGCAGCCCGCCGUCUCUUGGAAUUCGGCGACGACUAUCGAAAUUUCAUCGACUCACAGUCGGACUGCUGCAGCUCUCUUUCGGCGACCAACAAUCUGGACUCGUUCUCGCCACCGCGUAUGGAUUCGCUGCAGAAACGCGAAAUUAAGGUUAGCCACAUAACCCAGGAGGCAAUCAGCAACUGCGUGGACCACGCCCGUCGUCAACGAACCCUUGAUAUCCAGUACGAACGCCGUCGAAAGACUUUGGAAGUUAGACGCAAGUCCUGCCAAGACAUGGAUAAGACACCGUCCACACAAGCGAAAGUUCCUUCACAACCAACCCUUUCGGUCUCCACCACAGCGUUGAUUACCACGCCCAAGAAUCAGUCCAGCCAGAAGCUUAAUCAGUGGGCAGAGGCAGUUGGUCGCAAGCUGGAGUUCGGUGGAAUGAGUCAUUCUGCUCAGUCCCUCUUGAGGCGCACCUCGGAGAGUGAUACUUCCACCCGGAGACGGCGAACUUAUACCGCAGAUGACAGAAGGCGAUCCUCGAGGAACUUGGAAAAUGGCAUCAAGCCCAUUCUCACCCCUGCUUCGUCCAGCAGCUGUUCAGAUUCUGAGGAUGGGGAGCAAGAGAUACGAUCGCUGUUGCUGCAAAGUCGCGAUCGCCUAGAGGAUACAAAGGCUCUCAAGAUCAGAUGCCACUUGCUCCGACCAGAGGAUUACAAUGAAAUCAUCAACACUUGCCGUGACAACAUACACUGCCUGGAGGCUGUGCUUCGGGGCCCACCCGGCACCGUGAUAUCCAACCACUGUGCCGACCAUACAAAAGAUUUGCUCUCUGCGUGGGGAGAUCUACUCGCCUGGACUGAAAAUGCGUCCGAAGCUAGAAGGCUUCAGCAUGAGAUGAAUACUCUUAAGAAUACACUGCAGAGAUUAGGGGACAACUCGUCGCCGAAUCUACUCGACACAGAACCUGCCAUCCAGAUAGCCGUGGAGUUGUUAGAGUCCGAGAAAACGCAGCUGGCUAGCUACAGGACCAACAUGCUUCAGUUGAAUGCCUCGGUCCACAGCUGGCUGACUCGUCAGGAGCGCCGACUUCAGAAAACCCUUGAGGAGGAACAACAGGAGUCCGAACAUCAAGCGGAAAAGCCUUCCACGCCGUUGGAAUUGGAAUCCAAGGAGGCAGUGGCCAUUACGGUCACUGAUAGCAAUGGAAACCAAGUUGAGGCAGUGUCCGCGGAAAAAUCAACAAAAUCUACUGGAACUAAAGCCUGGGAUGUGCUUUCUCUGGCUUCUGCUGAGAAGGAGUUCCAUAAACAUCUAAAAGGCGAGGUUAGCGAUAUGUACAGCGCUUGGGAUGAGGCAAACUCGAGAAUUAACUCACAACUGGAGCUGCUUACCAAUUCUCUAAUUGCCUGGCGGCAGUUGGAGUCCGGGUUGAGCGAAUUCCACUUGGCUUUAGGUCAGGAUAGGGGAACUCUCAAGGGAUUGGAAGGAGCUUUGGACAAGGGACAACAGACUUCAAUAGAAUUGGCCCAGAAUGUGAAGCUGGUAGCCAAGCUCUUGUCUGAGAAGGUUCACGUUGGGCAAGAGAAGGCUGUCCACCAGCAUCUGGAUCCCAACUUUAUCUAUCAAAUCUCUAAGUUUAAGGCUUCGAAUGGAUCCCUUUCGGACUCUGGCAUCUCCGAUGGUGGUGCCACCUCGGAUGGCGGUUUAUCGGAGCGGGAAAGGCGUUUAGGUGUUCUUCGCCGACUGGCUAAACAGUUGGAACUGGCUUUGGCGCCAGGGAGUGAGGCUAUGCGUUCCAUUGCUAUUCAAAUGGAAAAUGCUGAGGCCGAAUUGAAAUAUCUCCAAAACACAUGUCGGGAUUUGAUUGUCCGCACGGCAGCUACCCACCACGAAAGGCAGCAGCCGGCAAGCCAACAAAACGAGGUGCAUCAAGCGAAGGUGAAUGAAAAGGUUCCUAAAAAGACGACUACCAGCAACUCCCAGCCGUCAAGCCCUGGAAAACGCGGCAAAAACUCCCGCAAGCCACAAAAGUCCAAGGGAUUGAGAGAAGGUCCUGUGAAAUCGCGAAAUAACUCUGGAAAGGACAAAACUCCCCAAGUAAAUGAGACUAAUAAUACCAGUUGCGUCGGUGAAGGUGAUUCCACAGAUGAUCAAUCGCUGCUCAUCAAAUUGGAAAGCUCAAAAGACGACGACGAUUCGGAAUCAAACAACUCGGUAUCUUUGCCUCGCGGUUGGGCGUGGCGCAUCGCAAGAGCUGCUGUACCAAUGCAAGUGGCACUGUUUACCAUUUUUUGUGCUGCCUGUUUAAUGCAGCCCAACUGCUGCGACAACCUGAACAACUUGUCAAUGAGUUUCACGCCUCAGCUCCGGUAUAUUCGCGGCCCACCUCCGAUGUGAGGUCGAACAAGUAGACUACUUAGCAGGCACUAAUUGGAAACCUUUUUUGGGUAUAACUACUUUAUGCCAAGGCAUUUGCAUGUAUUUACAGUUGUAACUAAAGUGUACCUAGAGCAAGAGUCACUACGGCAGAGCUUCUAAUGGCCAGCGUACUUCGGGUAAGGGUCCCGAACGGCGUUUAACGUUAGCUGGUGGUUUUACGAUUUUUACAUAAAAAUAGGGACAAAGGAAAAGCUAGUUUUGGCUUUAGUCAAGCUACUUCAAUAUUUUUUUAAAUUGUAACCGUAUGGAAGCUACCCCUUAAUAUAAAAA
This is a messenger RNA of Drosophila bipectinata, 7449 nucleotides long. RefSeq names its product klarsicht (gene klar). Gene Ontology annotation, biological process: nuclear migration; cytoskeleton organization; nucleus organization. The record is from RefSeq and is a predicted model, not a curated record. Gene Ontology annotation, cellular component: membrane; perinuclear region of cytoplasm; nuclear envelope. Lineage: Eukaryota; Metazoa; Arthropoda; Insecta; Diptera; Drosophilidae. Gene Ontology annotation, molecular function: kinesin binding.